UUCGCGAGUCGUGUUGUGUCGGAAUCGGGAAGCACGUGAGGAAACUGACGAAGGAAUUAUUUGUAUAAUCCCAGGGCGUUUUCUCCAAGAACGCGUUUCUCUUAAGUAGUUUCAGUAAGCACUACACGCCUGCUUCAGGGUAAAUCUAAACAGAGGACUCUUGGUACCUGUGAAAACUAACAAAAUUUUAUUCCACUAUAAGCUUCUGCAAACUAGCGUCCAAUUUUGCUACAAAAGAAUAACAGAGCUAUCCCUCUGCAGUUCUACUCGGAAAUUUUGUACUUCUGCUGGAGGGAGGGAAUCAGUUGGAAACCUGUCAGCUAAAAUUAUCAAAUGGCAACAGAAGCUUCGCGAGAUCUGAAUCAGAACCAAAAUGCAGUGCUCAGACAGUAUCAAACAGAGAAGCUCCCAAGAACUACCCCUGUACAGAAAAAUGCAUUUGGAGUUAAUCAUUCGAUGGAGUCCUGGCUUACAGAUGAAAGUAUAUUAUCUCCCGUGCUUAUUGAAUAUGAUAAACAUUUGGAAGAAAUGAGUGAACAACUGCGAUACUGUCAGGGACAGAUGGGCGAAAUGAAAUUAAAACUUGGACAGGUCACCAAGGAAAAUGAAAGAUUACACGAAGAACUGAAAGAGGUUAUUGAAAAGCAGUUAGAGGCUCUGCCAUCUGGUUCUCCUUCAGGAGAUGUUGUUUUUAUGGAUGAAAACUUAAUAAGAAACCUUCAAGAACAGCUACAGCUUGCAAAUAAAGAAAAAGAGCAUGCAAUAGAACUUUCUCAUACAGCAUCACAAGAAUUGGAACGACUUCAGCAGAUGUUCCAUAAACAAAUGACAGAAGCUCAAAUUCAUAUUGCUGAAAACCAUAAACAGAAAGGUCAAUUGACAAGCUUUCAGCAACUAACAAAGCAACUGCAUUUAGCCAAUGAAAAAACAGAGUCAAUCAAUCAGUUAUUUCUAAAGACUGUAAAGGAACAGAAUGUAGAACUGGAACAGCUGCGUAAGCAACUCAGGCAAUCCAAAUUUGACUUGAGAACUGCUGUUGCAAAGGUUGAUGAAAUGACCAGGCUGAUUGAAGAUUUUCAGAACCAGAUGGACAAAAAGGAAGAAGAUGUGCGAGCUGCUCGAGAAAGAGAGGAAGCAUCAGAUAAACGUUUGCAGCAAUUGCAGUCUAGCAUAAAACAGCUGGAAACAAGGUUAUGUGUAACUACCAAAGAUUCUGAAGAGCUGAGAACAGAAAGAAAAAUCCUAAAAAAAGAGAUCUCUGAGCUACACACGAAAUGUGCUGCUCUAGAACAGGAUAAAUAUGACGCUGUAAUUAAGGUCCGUGAAAGCAUGCAGCUCUUAGAAGAAGCCAAUUUGCAAAAGAGCCAGGCAAUGGUAGCUGAGAAACAAAAAGAAGAGGAAAUUGCCAAUAUGAAGGAAGCAGUUUCUCAACUAUGGCAAGAUGCUGCUUCAAGAACUAGAAAGGAAGUAGAAAAUGAAAGGAAAAGAUGUAAUAUACAAAUUUCUCGAUUAACAGAAGAACUGACAGCACUUCAAAUGGAAUGUGGAGAUAAGCAGGACCAAAUUGAGCGGGCUGUUAGAGAAAAACGAGCUGUGGAAGAAGAACUUGAGAAAGUAUACCGUGAAGGUAGAGGAAAUGAAGGCGAUUAUAGAAAACUAGAAGAACUUCACCAAAGGUGCCUGACGGCUGAACGUACAAAAGAUGAUCUUCAGCUAAGUCUACAAACAGCACAAAACAAAAUAAGGCAACUGGAAAUGAAUCAUGAAGAAGAGCUAGGUCGUUGCCAGGAAAUGAUUCGGAAGUUGCAAAGUAUUCUGGAUUCUGAAAGAGAGAACUGUGGCUCAGUCAGUGAAGAAAGGUUAAAACUCCAGCAAGAAAAUGAACGGUUACAAAAAGAAAUUGAGGACUUGAGGAAGCUUGCCAUGGAAGCACAGCAAAAUGCAAAAUUAAAGAUCAGCACAAUGGAGAAUGAGCUUUUAAUAAAAGAAUAUGGGUAUGAAGUUCGACUGAAAGAGAUGGAAGAUGUGAAUCAAAACUCCACCACUGAGCUGAGACGCCUAUUGAUAGCGCAACAGAAGGCAACAAACCGGUGGAAAGAGGAAACAAAGAAACUUACAGAAAACACUGAAGCCAGAAUAAAUAAUUUAAAAAGUGAGCUGAGUCGCCAGAAAAUUCACUCACAGGAGUUACUGUGUCAGCUGGAAAGAGCAAAUGAAAAGAUCAUAGAGAAUGAAAAAUUAAUGAUGGAACAUCAAGAAAAAGUCAACAGGCUUCAAAGACGGCUAAGCCAGGCAGAAGAGAGGGCAGCUACAGCAUCUCAACAGCUCAGUACAAUUAACAUGCACAGGAAAAAAACUGCCUCCUUGAUAGAGUUGGGAAACAUUUAAGCAUGAUGCACUUCUCUUUUGUACAAUUCAAAAGUUAAGGCUGUUGAAGAAGAAUAGCAUUGGAACAUUAAGACCUAUCAUGCACAGAGUGUUGAGUUUCUGGUGUAAUUUUAUGUUGCUGAACUUGGAAAGAAAGAGAUUAUGGCUUCUUCAAACACUAAAAAAAACAACCCUGCAGAAAUACAUGAUGAAUUAGUGAAAGCCAGAAAGGAAGCUGGCUUCCCUUUCUCAACAUAUGAAACUAAAUGUGCCAUUGCAUAAUGUUUUCUCUUCCAUGGUUUUAAAGUGGAAACCUGCUGCUGGACUAGAAGCUUUUAUUAUUGUACAACCAGCAUGUCUAACUAUGUUUUACAUAAUUUUCAACUGUAAAUAAAUUAUGGUAUCUUUUUAAUUGAUUUUGUACAUUACUUAACUGGAAAAACUAAUAAACUGUAACAUGACGUGUGUUAAU
Messenger RNA from Gekko japonicus, 2839 nucleotides. It is a transcript of the gene SCLT1, whose product is annotated as sodium channel and clathrin linker 1. The transcript has 22 exons. The coding region runs from base 334 to 2388 and encodes 684 amino acids. Gene Ontology annotation, biological process: clustering of voltage-gated sodium channels; cilium assembly. Gene Ontology annotation, cellular component: centriole. Lineage: Eukaryota; Metazoa; Chordata; Lepidosauria; Squamata; Gekkonidae. The record is from RefSeq and is a predicted model, not a curated record.